AUGAAGGAAUCCUGUAUUCAUAAAGUGCCGCAAGUUCUUCAAGGAGAGCAUCCAUUAGUUUCAGCUUCUAAUGAUAGGCAGGAUUCUUUGCAAACUUUAAAAAAGUUAAAUAUCUUUGAAAAAAUCCAAGAAAAAAGUCUUAAAAGACAUUCUUUUCAAGGAUCUAAGACAUCAUCAGAUAUUCGAUUUGAAAAGGAAGGGAUUAAAUCUAUAAAUGACUUGUAUUCUGGAUUUACUUCUAAUCAUACAUUUCAAGUCUCUUCGUUUAAUGAAGAAUUUGGCUUGAUUCCUGAGAAUAUAUAUUUAGAAGAUGAUGAUUUUCUUAAAAAGUUGAUUGAUAGAUAUGGAGCAAUUAAUUUUAUACGUUUACUUUCACGGGAUUUGGCAUUAAAAGAUCUUGAAAUGAUAAAAAAUCAGAGACAAUUGAAGAAUUGUGAAAUUGUUUUAAAAAAAAUUCUUUUAAAUGUAGGUAUGAGUUAUUUAGAUAUAGAUAAGCUCCUAUAUGAGUCUUUUGAAAAGACACGAGAAUUUUUAUUUAUGAAUAAUGGGGAUCAUAUGGUUUCUGAUACAAAUUACAUGAAAUCUUAUAAUGGAAAACUGAACGAUCUAAUUUUAGAUGAUGAUGCAUCUAAACGUAGGAAGAUACGUCUUCCUGUGUAUAAUAAAGUCUCCAGUUAUUUAUUUAAAACAAUGGGAGCUGGAAAAUUACGAAAAAAUAUAGACACAAAUGAUCAAAAGAAAUCUAAACAUAUUUUUCCGGAUGAUUACGAUGAAGAUGCUUUCAACAUUAUGAAAUGUGGAAAUAAUUAUCCUUUGUCUUUAAUUGAUAAAUUUUAUUUUAAAGGUCUCACAAAUUCUAAAGAAGUACAUAUUAAUUCUAAACCUCAAUCUUAUUCUUCUUCAUUUAACAAAAUAAUUCCUAGGAUGGCGUUAUUUGAUUCUUUGGGUUCUUUCGAAUCUUUUUUGAAAAUGCCAAGAUUUGGUUCAUAUUUUAAAGAAAAGACUCGUUUUCCACGAUAUCCCCAUACAACUCAUUUUAAGUCUAUAAGCAUGGCUGCUUGCUACGUAUUACUUUAUCAAAAUUCUAGUAGAAGUUUUCUUUAUAAAAAAAAAAUAUCUUCAAUGGUUGUAGAAUUUGCAUGGCGUCUUGUUUUUCCCUUGGUUUUGGAUUAUCAUCAACAUUUAAUACAAGAUUAUAUAUCUAAAUCAAAAUUAAAAAUAACUAGUUUGAAUCUGGGUACAAUAUUGUCUAAAUAUUUCAAAGAGUUAAAUAUUGAUCAUACAAAUUCUAAAACAUUUAGUGUUAAUUGUUUAUAUGAGAAAAUAACUAAAUUGAAAUCGAAAACAGGAUAUUAUUCUAAAAGUUCUUUAAAUAAAUUAACAUCUGAUACUUGUUCACAUGAUCAAAAUACAUCACAAUCUGAUCAGUCUGAUACUCAUUCUUCUCCAAUAAUUAGGGAAACAGCUACUCCUACCUUUGCUACUACAUCUCGAUCUCAUCUAUUUUCUAAUUCUGUUCCUAGGCCUCUCGAAAUGGAUACAAUUGUGCCUCCAGAGCGUCAACCUCCUACAUUAUUGCCAUCAUGGAAUGAAUAUUAUGGAGUCGAUGAAAAACCAUUGGCUGAUAGAUUUGGCUUUAUAUAUAAUUUUUCAUCGAAAAUAAAAAAUUUCGAUUCUAAAUUAGCUGAACCUUUAGAAGCGAAUAACAAAAAUAAUUGUAAUCAAUCUGAAAACUUUGAUUAUUUAGAGCAUAUAGACUUUUCUAAAAAUAAAAGAAAUGACGAAUUUAAAUUAUCAGAUAUUUCUUCUUUAAAAAAUGAUUCUCUUACAACACCAACUAGCAGUUUACAUAAAAUAAUGAAUAUGGAAAAUAUCCCGUUAAAUCACAAUGCAAUAUCAUCAGCAACAUUGACUACUUUAAAUAAUGAUAAUUCUAUUGCACAAGGAUUCAUAACAUUGGAUUUGGAUAAAAAAUCUAAGAGUUUUGCAGCAAAAUUUUUAUUACGUUCACAGUUGGAUAUAUGUGGAGAUAAUAAAACAAAACAGGAAUUAUGGGAUUCUUUUUUACGUAAAGUUCAAAAUGAGAAAAAGCGCGAUAUAAAUCCUAAUUUUCAUGGUUAUGAAGGUUCUGAAUUGAUCGGAAUCUCUGAGUUAGGAAUAGCAGGAAAGGUUGGAAAGCAACGUUGGAAGGAAUUUAGAAAUUUGGUAAUUGGUGGUAUACCAAUAAUUUAUCGUCCUAAGAUUUGGGGAGAAUGUAGUGGAGCAUAUCAACUUCAUCAACCUGGAUAUUAUAAUGAUUUACUUACAUUAGGAAAAGAUAUUGAUCCUUUAGUUGUAGUGCAAAUCGAUAUGGACGUUUACAGAACUAUGCCAAAUAAUGUUUUUUUUGGAGGGAAAGGGCCUGGCGUACCUAAACUUAAAAAUGUUUUGCUUGCAUUUAGUAGACAUAAUACUCAGAUAGGUUACUGUCAGGGAAUGAACGUCAUAGCAGCUAUGUUACUUUUGACACAUGCAACAGAAGAAGAUGCCUUUUAUGUCUUAGUUAGUAUUGUCGAAAAUAUUUUGCCUCCAUAUUAUUUUACGCCUGAUUUGCUUGCAUCUCGUGCUGAUCAAAGAGUUUUAACACGAUAUGUUUCCGAAUUAUGUCCACGAAUACAUAAUCAUUUUAAGAAAUUAUCUGUAGAUUUAGAAGCUGUUACAUUUAAUUGGUUUUUAACUGUAUUUACUGAUUGUCUUUCACCGGAGGUUCUUUUUCGUGUUUUUGAUCUUUUAUUUAUUGAAGGAAACGUAUAUUUAUUCAGAGUUUCAAUUGCAAUCAUUAAGAACAAAGAGAAACAAAUAUUGGCCUGCACUUCUCCAGCUUCUGUUUAUUCUCUCCUUAAAAAUUUAUCCUCAGAACCUUUCAACAUUGAUUCUUUUAUUCGUGAAACUUAUGAAAAUAAAAAACAGAUUCGAAUUAAAGAUGUUAUGCGUCUCAGAGAUAUUGAAAUUAGAAAAUUAAAGUUAGAAAUAGAAAAUGCUAAAUUACAAGAAGCAGUUAAUAAAUCUUAA
Molecule: messenger RNA, 3051 nt
Organism: Pneumocystis murina B123
Lineage: Eukaryota; Fungi; Ascomycota; Pneumocystomycetes; Pneumocystales; Pneumocystaceae
Exons: 5
Coding region: 1-3051 (1016 amino acids)
Source: RefSeq, a predicted model, not a curated record